Nematolebias whitei (Rio pearlfish) is the source of this 1300-nucleotide messenger RNA. It is a transcript of the gene oxtra, whose product is annotated as oxytocin receptor a. Bases 1 to 1170 code for a protein of 389 amino acids. The record is from RefSeq and is a predicted model, not a curated record. The transcript is spliced from 2 exons. Gene Ontology annotation, cellular component: membrane. Gene Ontology annotation, biological process: positive regulation of vasoconstriction; female pregnancy; G protein-coupled receptor signaling pathway. NCBI's taxonomy places the organism in Eukaryota, Metazoa, Chordata, Actinopteri, Cyprinodontiformes, Rivulidae. Gene Ontology annotation, molecular function: vasopressin receptor activity; peptide binding; oxytocin receptor activity.
AUGGAGAGCGUUUUAAACGACGGGGACACGUGGGCGUUCAACGACUCGAGCCUCCUGAACGGAACCGCCGGCUGGAACCAGACGAACCCCCUCAAGCGGAACGAGGAGGUGGCGAAGGUGGAGGUGACGGUGCUCGCGUUGGUGCUGCUCCUGGCGCUGGCCGGGAACCUGUGCGUCCUGCUGGCCAUCCACACCACCAAGCACAGCCAGUCCCGCAUGUAUUACUUCAUGAAGCACCUGAGCAUCGCCGAUCUGGUCGUGGCGAUCUUCCAAGUUCUCCCCCAACUUAUCUGGGACAUCACGUUCCGCUUCUACGGGCCGGACAUCUUGUGCAGGUUGGUGAAGUACCUGCAGGUGGUGGGGAUGUUCGCCUCCACCUACAUGUUGGUUUUAAUGUCCGUGGACAGGUGUUUGGCCAUCUGUCAGCCUCUGCGCUCCCUGCACAGAGGGAAGGAUCGCUUUUAUGUGGUCUUCUCCUGGAUUCUGAGCCUGCUCUUCAGCGUCCCGCAGAUGUUCAUCUUCUCCCUCAGAGAGGUGGGCUCGGCCGGGUCAGGGGUGUACGACUGCUGGGGAGAAUUUGUGAAACCCUGGGGGGCCAAAGCGUACAUCACCUGGAUCAGCCUCACCAUCUACAUCAUCCCCGUGGCCAUUCUGAGCAUCUGCUACGGCCUGAUCAGCUUCAAAAUAUGGCAGAACUUUAAACUGAAAACCAGACGUGAGCAGUGCAUCAGCCUGACGCCCAAAACGUGCAAAAGCAACACGCUGGCGCGCGUGAGCAGCGUGAAGCUCAUCUCCAAGGCCAAGAUAACCACGGUGAAGAUGACCUUUGUCAUUGUGGUGGCUUACAUCAUGUGUUGGACCCCCUUUUUUUCAGUCCAGAUGUGGUCUGCGUGGGAUCCAGCUGCACCCCGUGAGGCCAUGCCCUUCAUCAUCUCCAUGCUGCUGGCGAGCCUCAACAGCUGCUGCAACCCCUGGAUCUACAUGUGCUUCGCCGGGCAUCUCUUCCACGACCUGAGGCAGAACUUUCUGUGCUGCUCCGCUCGCUACCUCAAGUCGUCCCAGUGCCGCUGCGAGCGCGACUUUGACUCCAGCCACAAGAGCAACUCCUCCACCUUCGCCAUCAAGAGCACCAGCAGUCAGAGGAGCAUCACACAGACGUCCACCACAUGAAGACGAGUCACAUGAGGUAACCGUGGACUGACACGAGUACCUAUAUGAAAGGCAAACUUUGUUUUUUUUAUAUAUAUUUUUGGAUUUAAAUAUACAAAAUGUUGUCUUUGUUGUGCAUAAAAAGGUAAAU